UCCAACAAUGCAAACACCAUCCAUAUUCGGAAUGUGGUCAAACUGGUCAUCUGGACACGUUAUUAGUAAGUAGUCUCCAUGGUUACGGCUGUCAUGAGGGGGGUUUAUCACGUGUAUAAAUGAUCUUGUAAGUGCAAUAACAGCUUAGAAAACCCCUCCAUGUCUCUGCAAACAUGGCCCUGCUCUCUGAUAAAAGCCAGUCUGUUUGGUCGCUUCACCUUCUCGAACCUGGACAUACAAAUUAAGGGGAAUUAGUCAUUUAUUUAUGAGCUUUAUGGCUGAGUCUCGGGUCAUUUUCACCUUUCCUUUGUGUUUUUUUCUUACCACCAUUGUCAAAUCACGGGCCAAUCAUCUCCCGGUGUUUGGCGAAUACAGGGACCAGGCUGUCAUCAAAGGCAGCGGGAUCUCCCUUUAUCACCCACAGCCCACGCAGGUGUGGAGCUCAGUCCACUCUCACUAAAAUAUGACCAUAGCAGGAGCUCUGCGACUCUGGAUCCUCCUCGCCCUCCACCUGAGGUGCGCGGCGCCGCUCGCCAUCCCUCGGGGCAGAGGGGCGGCGGAGCGGCGGGUCCGCGCGGACCAGGAGACGAGGACCGCGGGCGAGCGUCUGGACGCGCUGCUCCACCUGAAGGAAUCGCUGCGCGGUCCGGCUACUGCUCCGCACAAGAAGGCGCCGCAGUUCAUGUUGGAUCUUUUUAACGCGGUGUCGGUUUCAGAUGGAUCACCGAAGAGCCAGAAAGACAUUUUGGAAGGAAACAUAGUGAGGAGCUUUGAGGAUAAAGGUCACACAGGAGAGAGGUUUCACUUCUUCAACCUGUCGUCUUUCGGCAAAGAGGAGAGAAUGAUCAAAGCAGAGUUCCGUUGGUUCAGAAAGAAACAGAAGUUUUACCUCGGAAAGUCAUACGGACCUCAUUUCUAUAAGGUGGAUCUGUAUGAGGUGCUGGACAGCAGAGUGAAGCCGUGGAGAGGAAACCUCAUCACGUCCAGACUGGUGCCACUCUACACUCAGGGAUGGGAAGUCUUCAACGUCACUCAAACAGUGUCUAAGUGGAUCCGGAACAGUCAGGAGAACAACGGCAUCCUGGUGGUGACCACACUUCCUUCUGGUAACUGGAUGGAGUCGGUGGUAUCGUCGUCAUCCAAGCAGAGCGGAGAGCUGUCUGACGCUAACUCCUACCUGGUCAUAUUCUCUGAUGACGGGAGGACAGGAGCGUCCAACCAGUCAUACCUGGGUCAAGGUCGACCUCCAGCAGCAGCACCUGCGCAUCACGACCACAGCAGCAGGAAGAAACGUGCGUCUCCCGGUUCCUCCUCCCACGGCCACUCGCAGCCCUGCCAGCGGGUUCCUCUCUUUGUCGACUUCGAGGAGAUCGGCUGGUCAGGCUGGAUCAUCUCUCCCCGUGGAUACAACGCCUACCACUGCAAAGGCUCCUGUCCGUUCCCGCUGGGCGGAAGCCUCAGAGCCACCAACCACGCCACGGUGCGCUCCAUCAUGCACGCGCUGAGGCUCUCUGCUGAUGAAGUGGGAGCGCCCUGCUGCGUACCCGACAAACUCCAGUCCAUCAGCUUGUUGUACUUUGACGACGAGGAGAACGUGGUCUUGAAGCAGUACGACGACAUGGUGGCACUAAGCUGCGGCUGCCACUGAAGCUUUCCUUUUUAACGAUGAGCGGACAAUGAUGGGGAUGAUGGGGGAUGAUGGCUUGAGGGAGCUGAUUUAAAACACUGUAUUUUUGUGAAAAUGUUUAUUUAUUGUAUUAUUUUUGAG
Solea senegalensis (Senegalese sole) is the source of this 1768-nucleotide messenger RNA. Its product is annotated as bone morphogenetic protein 2-like. The coding region runs from base 464 to 1648 and encodes 394 amino acids. Gene Ontology annotation, molecular function: growth factor activity; cytokine activity. Gene Ontology annotation, biological process: SMAD protein signal transduction. NCBI's taxonomy places the organism in Eukaryota, Metazoa, Chordata, Actinopteri, Pleuronectiformes, Soleidae. The transcript is spliced from 5 exons. Gene Ontology annotation, cellular component: extracellular region. The record is from RefSeq and is a predicted model, not a curated record.